AGGGCGGAAGUGGCGGCAGGAUUCAAACGGAGCGCUGGGCCGGAAGUGGCGGUUGGUGCGGCCCGUGGGGGUCCAGGCCCGGUGCCGCUCCCCGAUGUUGCCGUCCUGCAGACUGCGGCCACGAGCAACCACGGGCCGAACCGAGAGACCCCCCCGGGCGGGCCGGGCGCUGCUGGGCGAGAGGAGCCUCCGGGUGGCCCCGGUGGGAGCGUGGGUGGAGAGCGGCCCCCGCGAGCAGAGCCCGGCAUUCGUGAGUGAGGGACUGUGCCCCACCUGGGCUUCAGCAUUUCAGGUUGAGGAGGAGCUGAAGGAGCAGCAGAGGAGGAAGGCAAUGAGGCUGAGGCACUUCCAGGGAGAGGUGAAGCGGCGGGUGAACCAGCAGAUCAGGAUGAGAAGAAAGCAGCAGCUGCAGAGGUGCUGGGAAGCGGUAGAGAAGGAGAGCAACCUUGCUGUGCAGUGCUUGGGCUCAGUGCUGCACCUGACACCCAAGAAGAACACGUGUGUUUUCCGGAGCCGCCCUGCACCCGCCAUCUGCAGCCCCAGUGCCCACGCUGCCCUGGCACAGCAGCAGGAGCCUGGGGUGCCCAGCGAGCCCUUCCAGCAGCAAGCUGCCCAGCUUAGCAAAGCCAUGAGACAAGUUCGGCGCAGGCUGGCAUCCUGUCAGGCAGUGUCCAAAGGCACAGAGGCCUCAGAGCUCCCCGGCAGCACAUGGAGGCUUGGCCAGAGGCAAGAUGUGAGACGGGCAGCUGGGCAGGAGGAAUCAGUGCUAUAUGCCCCGCUGCCCACCGAAGGUGAGAGUGAGGAACUUAUUCUAGCAGGACAUCAUGAUCUUCCAGCUGAACUGCAAGACCAGAUGACAGCUUCACAUCAGGCUGAGCAAGGUGAUGAUUUCUGCAUCAAAAUGGAAUUUAGAAAGUUUUCUGAUGGAUCAGCAAAGGAUUUGAGCACACCUGAGUCUCUGCAGAGAACGACCCUUGGUUGUCAAGCUCCCCUUGUCCUGUGGGCUGGCAUAGACCAAGAGGAAAGCAAGAAGCAGCAUCAGAACGAGUACCUGAGGUGCAGGCGCCUCUUCAUGAGUGCUGAGCGAGAGCAAGUGAAGGAGCAGCAGAGGCAAAAGGAGCGGCAGAAGAGGAUUGCUGAGAUUAAGAGCAAGAAGGAGAACCAGCGCCAGGUGGAGGAGCAGAGGAUGCAGGAGGUGGCUAAGCAGCAAAAAACCUUCCUGGGGGAAGGUGUCUGUGAAGUUCUGGCCCAGCUUGAACUGGAGGAGAGGAGGCUAAAGAAAGUCAAGCAAAAAGAGCAGCGAAAUAAGGAGUACACAAGGUAUGUAGAAGCUUUAAGAGCUGAGGUGAAGGAGAAGAUGAAGCUAUACAACAUUGACUUGCCACCCCUGUGCUCCUGCAGCUCUGACUUCUGGGAGUCUCAUCCCGAUACCUGUGCCAACAACUGCAUCUUCUACAAAAACCACAAAGCCUACAGCCACGCACUACGGUCUGUCAUCUCAUCCUGUGACCUGGUGGAUGGAAGGCCGAAGCUGCUCCUCCACCACCUCGCUGCUCUCUUCACCUGCCCUGCAAAGCUGUGAGGAGGGCAGCGAUGGUGGUGCCGCAGUGUCUCAGUGCCAGAGCUGCACUAUACUGAUGCAUCGUGCUGCAGUUUGUGCUCAGGUCUGAAUUGCACAUCUUGGACUAGGUGCAGUUGCCUAUUGCACGGGGCAAGGGCAAGUGUGAAGGAGCAGAUUGCUCUGUGGCCUUGGUUAGAGACAAGCACUUGGAUUUUAGAAUUCAACUUCAGAAUAAACUGCAGCACAGAUGA
This is a messenger RNA of Coturnix japonica (Japanese quail), 1812 nucleotides long. It is a transcript of the gene CCDC15, whose product is annotated as coiled-coil domain containing 15. NCBI's taxonomy places the organism in Eukaryota, Metazoa, Chordata, Aves, Galliformes, Phasianidae. The record is from RefSeq and is a predicted model, not a curated record. Gene Ontology annotation, cellular component: centrosome.